GGCUGUCAACAAACAGCAUCGACCGCUCGCGCCGCCCCUCGCGCUGCUGGGGCGUGACGUCAGCGUGUGACGGUUGGGUCCACUAGUCGUCUCCUCGGGACUGUACUUAACCGCCGCUGUUUAGUGCAGAUUAACCCGGUCAAAUAACUGUCCUCGAGGACCGCACACGGUUAGCUCGGCAACGGAGCAGAUUUUCUCUCUCUUUACGCUGGAGUGGUUUCCUAAAAGUUGCUCGUAAAUGUAGUCUAACAGCAGCAGACGUCGCGAAGUAAAUAGAGAUCUGGACAGUUAGCGAGCGAGCUGCUAGCGAGAGGACAGCGUCUAAAAGUAAGCCUUCGGAGGUCCAGAGAGCGGGAUAAAACGAGGAAAAUGGAGUUAGAGGACGGUGUACUUUACCAGGAGGACCCGGGCUCUUCGGCGAUGAUGUCCGAGCGGGUGUCCGGCUUGGCGAGCUCCAUCUACCGCGAGUUCGAGCGGAUGAUCGGCAAAUACGACGAAGACGUGGUGAAGGAACUUAUGCCGCUCGUCGUGGCGGUUCUGGAGAACUUGGACUCGGUGUUCGCGGAGAACCAGGAGCACGAGGUGGAGCUGGAGCUGCUGAAGGAGGACAACGAGCAACUCAUUACCCAGUACGAGCGCGAAAAAGCGCUGAGGAAAAGCGCCGAGGAGAGAUAUAUUGAGUAUGAGGAUUCUCAAGAGCAGGAAAAGAAAGAUCUACAAAGCCGUGUGCAGAUGCUGGAGGCUCAAACCAGACAGAUGGAGCUCAAGACCAAGAACUGUGCAGACCAGAUUGGAAGAUUAGAGGAGCGUGAAGCUGAGCUGAAGAAAGAGUACAAUGCCCUCCAUCAGAGACACACAGAGAUGAUCCACAGUUACAUGGAGCACUUGGAACGUACCAAAUACCAGCAGAUUACAGGAGAGACCACAGACACGGCGAGUCAGAGCAGAAUUAGGUGAGGAGGUUUCUGAUCUCAUUCACAAAUGCU
Sinocyclocheilus grahami is the source of this 986-nucleotide messenger RNA. Its product is annotated as C-Jun-amino-terminal kinase-interacting protein 4-like. Gene Ontology annotation, cellular component: cytoplasm. NCBI's taxonomy places the organism in Eukaryota, Metazoa, Chordata, Actinopteri, Cypriniformes, Cyprinidae. The transcript has 4 exons. Gene Ontology annotation, molecular function: signaling receptor complex adaptor activity; MAP kinase scaffold activity; kinesin binding. The record is from RefSeq and is a predicted model, not a curated record. The coding region runs from base 370 to 957 and encodes 195 amino acids. Gene Ontology annotation, biological process: vesicle-mediated transport.